This is a messenger RNA of Styela clava, 648 nucleotides long. RefSeq names its product THAP domain-containing protein 2-like. The record is from RefSeq and is a predicted model, not a curated record. NCBI's taxonomy places the organism in Eukaryota, Metazoa, Chordata, Ascidiacea, Stolidobranchia, Styelidae.
AUGGCGAUAGCCGUUACCCAACCGACUUAUCGUUCCACUCUUUCCCCAAAAAUGAAGAGAGCGUGGAUUCACAGUAUUCGUCGCGAUCCUGGUAAACAUUUUCAAAUUACACCAAGCCUGCGAGUUUGUGGCAACCAUUUCAGACCCGAAGACAUAUAUGAUACGCCUUCUGGUCGACGCCGUUUGCACCGCAACUCAGUUCCAUCAAAAUUUAGUUGGACAAAGUUAAUUGCAGAGAGACCACUGCCAAACAGACUGAGAACCACUGAUGAUGCCACUGUACCAAGCAGUCGGACCAGCAGUCUGAGUUUUAAUCACAUUAAUCCUACUCAAGUGGAUCACAACUACUGCAUUGUAGUGAAAACAGCUGAAGAAAAACUUGAGCAAGCUUUAAAAGAAAUUGAGAAUUUAAAAACUCAAGUUUCAAAGCUGUCAAUAUCUAAAUUCGGUAUGGAACGUUUCAAGGCGUCAAGCUCCAUGAUUAAAUAUUAUACUGGCUUUAGUUGUUCCUAUUGUUUAUUGAUUGACUUUUUCCACAUAUUGUUGGACUGUGCUAACUCUUUAACACUAUGGCGGCGAGAGAAAGAAGGCGGUCGUCAAACGAGAGAAUAUUUGACUCAAAAACGAGUGAGAGUGCGAGAGAAAUGA